UAUAAAUGAAAUUGUUUCUCUUUAAUGCUUUCAUGAAACAAUUUCUCUAGCUGGGUCACUCUGUCCCGGACUUUUCAGGGCUAGAGCGGAACUCCUUAAUUCGACACCACACACACAGCAGCCUUCAACACAAUUUGACAGUCUUUUGCCCGAUCUCAAUCUGGGCCAAGUUCAAAACACAAAGAGCAGCCCAUCUUCACUACUCCACGUUCCACAAGUAGAGAGUUUGUGGAUAGCAUUUUCUUCCGUAUCAAAUCAAACCAUUUCUGUCCCCACUUUAUCCAUGCAACUCCUACGUGGCAACAUGCCAUUGAUCCACAGCACAUCCAUGCAAUCUUUCUCUUCCACAAAAAAUCUUCAUCUCAUACAGAACAAAGUCCUCUGACCCCGUCGAUCACCACCACCGCCGUUCGUUUCCGGUACAGUUAAACCUUCCUCAGCAACAAAACUACUAAGGAAUCAUGGCAGCCACAUUUGCUAGCUCAUCAGCUGUUACAGGGUUGGGCAGUAGCUCACUUUCAUCCCCUUCUCGCGCUUCUUCGCCAAAGAAAAUCUGCCUUAGCUCAGGAUUUGUGAAAUCUCCGGUUGCAGCUAGAAGCCCCUUGAGGCUAGCAGGUACUCAUGGAGGAAAGUUCAUGUGCUUUGAGAGGGAUUGGCUGCGCAAAGACCUGAAUGUGAUAGGGUUUGGAUUGAUAGGGUGGCUAGCACCAUCAAGCAUACCAGCAAUCGGCGGCAAGAGCUUGAGUGGUCUCUUCUUUGAGAGCAUUGGUACUGAGCUUGCUCACUUCCCUACACCUCCUCCUCUCACUUCCCAGUUUUGGUUAUGGCUGGUGACUUGGCACCUAGGGCUAUUCAUUUGCCUUACAUUGGGGCAAAUUGGCUUCAAGGGAAGGACUGAUGAAUACUUCUAAACUUAAGUAUUAGCUAGCACGCCUUUUGUUUGUAUUCUAUCUAUGCAUGAUAUUUAUAUUGUGUC
This is a messenger RNA of Populus trichocarpa (black cottonwood), 976 nucleotides long. Its product is annotated as photosystem I subunit O. NCBI's taxonomy places the organism in Eukaryota, Viridiplantae, Streptophyta, Magnoliopsida, Malpighiales, Salicaceae. The transcript has 4 exons. Bases 462 to 911 code for a protein of 149 amino acids. The record is from RefSeq and is a predicted model, not a curated record.